Drosophila mauritiana is the source of this 2142-nucleotide messenger RNA. It is a transcript of the gene Caper, whose product is annotated as RNA-binding protein 39. The transcript is spliced from 6 exons. The record is from RefSeq and is a predicted model, not a curated record. Gene Ontology annotation, molecular function: RNA binding. NCBI's taxonomy places the organism in Eukaryota, Metazoa, Arthropoda, Insecta, Diptera, Drosophilidae. Gene Ontology annotation, biological process: mRNA processing. The coding region runs from base 187 to 1977 and encodes 596 amino acids. Gene Ontology annotation, cellular component: nucleus.
GCGUCAUCGAUAAGUUCUGUGACAACCCUGAAGCCGAAAACAAGCAGCCACGCUAGAGAAGAAAAUCUGGUUGAAAAUUGACAAAAAUUGUAAUUGAAUAAGCGCAAAAGCCAAAAGAGAACUUCACACCGAGCAGGGGACUUUUUUCACGGAGCACCCCGGAUUGCAGCGAAGUAAUUUUCGAAUAUGGCCGAGGACUUUGAUGUGGAGGCGAUGCUCGAGGCACCGUACAUGAAAAACAAUGUCAGUGCGGGCAGCGGUGGACGUGGUGGACGCAAGCGCAGCGGCAGCAGUCCAGGCGGCGGCGGUGGACACGAUGACGACUACGCCGAGAAUGGUCCUCGGAACGGAAGCGGCGGCGGAAGCUCACACAAAAAGCAAAGCAAGCGAUCCCGCAGUAGAAGCGGCUCGCGUGAUGGCAAAUCUCGACGAGAUCGCGGCAAUGAACGCAGCAGUCAUCGGGACAAGGAUAAGGAGCGCGAUCGUACCCGCGACGGAGGCGACCGGGAUCGACACCGCCGGGAAGGUGGCGAUCGAGAUCGGGAGCGGGAACGUGAGCGUGAGCGCGAACGCGACAGACCCCGUCGCAGUCGAUCGCGGGAUGAGCGCGGUGGAGGUGGUCGCUACGGCGAUCGUGACAAGGAUCGCCGCUCGCGAGAUCGUCGCGCCGGCAGCAAGUCGUUGCAAGUGGAUCGCUCGCGGGACAAGCGUCGACGCAGUCGCUCCCGCGAUCAGCAGCGCAAACGGCUGAGUCCGAUCCGUGAACGCAAGCGCAGCCAUUCCCGCUCGAGGGACAGAAAUAGUCGCCGUCGGGGAACCAAUUCUCCGCGACGCCGCUCACCAACGAAUGGAGCUGAACGCACCACGCCCACCGAGCUCAGUCCCGAGGAGCGGGACGCCCGCACCGUUUUCUGCAUCCAGUUGUCGCAGCGAGUGCGAGCACGUGACCUGGAGGAGUUUUUCUCCAGCGUGGGCAAGGUGCGCGACGUGCGUCUAAUCACGUGCAACAAGACGAAACGCUUCAAGGGCAUUGCCUACAUCGAGUUCGAUGAUCCUGAGUCCGUGGCACUGGCCCUGGGCCUCUCUGGCCAGCGGCUGCUCGGCGUGCCCAUCAUGGUGCAGCACACGCAGGCUGAGAAGAAUCGUCUCCAGAAUGCAACGCCGGCAUUCCAACCGAAGAGUCACACGGGUCCCAUGCGCCUCUACGUGGGAUCACUGCACUUCAACAUUACCGAGGACAUGCUGCGGGGCAUAUUCGAGCCCUUUGGCAAGAUCGAUGCCAUUCAACUGAUCAUGGACACGGAGACGGGCCGAUCCAAGGGCUACGGAUUUAUCACGUACCACAAUGCUGACGAUGCCAAAAAGGCUCUGGAACAGCUGAACGGCUUUGAACUGGCCGGUCGGCUCAUGAAAGUGGGCAAUGUGACAGAGCGACUGGACAUGAAUACCACCUCGCUGGACACCGACGAGAUGGAUCGCACGGGCAUCGAUCUGGGUGCCACGGGACGUCUGCAGCUGAUGUUCAAGCUGGCGGAAGGAGCCGGUUUGGCGGUUCCCCAGGCAGCUGCCAAUGCGCUGCUGGCUACAGCACCUCAACCGGCGCCGUUGCAGCAGCAGGAGGUGGCACCAUCGAUAGCCACACAGUGCUUCAUACUGUCCAAUAUGUUUGAUCCGCGUACCGAGACAAAUCCUACCUGGGACGUGGAGAUCCGCGACGAUGUGCUGGAAGAGUGCGCCAAACACGGCGGGGUGCUGCACAUCCACGUGGACACCAUCUCGCACACGGGAACCGUGUACGUCAAGUGCCCGAGCACAACGACCGCAGUGCUGGCAGUGAAUGCACUGCACGGACGCUGGUUUGCCGGUCGAGUGAUCACGGCGGCCUACUUGCCCGUGAUCAACUACCACACCAUGUUUCCGGACUCCAUCAACGCCGUCGAUCUGGUCACGUCCACGCGCAAGAACACCGACGAUUAAGCUGAAUGCGUGGACAGAAAUAUUGUUAAUAUUCGUUACAAGAACUAAUUUUUGGUCAAAACAUUUUCAAUUUUUUUAAAGACUCGACGCAAGCUGAAAAUUAGGGGCACAUAUUAAAAUACAAUUAAAUACAUUUAUAAAUAUAUAUGAAUUUGAAAAUUUUAA